This is a messenger RNA of Phytophthora infestans T30-4, 1034 nucleotides long. RefSeq names its product S-adenosyl-L-methionine-dependent methyltransferase, putative. Gene Ontology annotation, biological process: methylation. Gene Ontology annotation, molecular function: methyltransferase activity. Bases 25 to 981 code for a protein of 318 amino acids. NCBI's taxonomy places the organism in Eukaryota, Oomycota, Peronosporomycetes, Peronosporales, Peronosporaceae. The record is from RefSeq and is a predicted model, not a curated record. The transcript has a single exon.
CUUCGACUGCGCAUAGCCAUCCCAAUGGAGCGCAGUGCCAACACCCCUACUUUCGUUUUAGAACCCAUCGACGCUCCUCCUUCCUCUCCUACUUCCAGCAAAAUGCAGAGUGAGGACUUUGCUCAAUUCACUAGCUUCGUGGACGCGUGUCUGCGUGCCAUUGAAGACGCCCGUGAAGACCGCUUGAUCCACGAUCCAUUCGCUGAGCCACUGACGCGCGAGGUCGCGCCGCAGUUGACGCCGCGCCUUAAAAAGUGGCAAGAGAAGCAGCCCUACCCAGAAAACUACAUCGCCGUGCGUGGUCGAUACUUGGACGACGCCAUCGCGCAGAGAAAUCCCAAUAUCCGUCAGGUGGUCUUUCUUGGUGCCGGUCUCGAUACGCGCGUGUUCCGUCUGGAAUCCUUGCACGGGUGCCACGUACUCGAGCUCGAUCAGAGCGCCGAGCUGUUUGAACACAAGCGAGCAAUACUCAAGGACCUGGGCCCCAAGCUUCUUGUGGAUCGUCACGAUUACGUCGUCGCGGACCUCAACGCCUUCAACUGGGAAGAGGGUCUGCUAUCGAGCGGCUUCAAUCCGGAUCUCCCGACGUUCUGGGUGUUAGAAGGGAUCAUGGUGUACCUAAACCAGGCCAGCAAUCUCGCGCUGCUAAAGACCAUCGAUGUUCUGUCGGCUCCGGGAAGUGAAGUAUGGGGCGACAUGGCUGGCCGUGGAUUGCUGGUGGACGACGGCCUAUCUCUAUUCAAGGACGUGAACGAUCUAUAUCGGAAGGAGCUGGGUGAACAGCUAUUCAAACACGCAGAGGAUGAUGUUUACGAGGGCGUGUUUAGCGAACUUCCCUGGGAAAUGGAGGUGCAAGCAGCACUAGUGGAACCAGGAACGCACUUCGGACGCGAGUGGGCCCCCGCGUUUACCAGGUCGGAAAUGCUGCCGGUGACGUUUAACUUUGUGCUAGCCAAGAAACCACUGGCAGAUCUGCCGUAGCCAGCUAAUUAUCUAAAUGCGAAAGAAGCAUAUUAAUGUAUUACUAAAAGAAC